CGCCACUCCCAGCUCCUCGGGACUCCGCACGUCCUCCCGGGAUCUGCUGGAGGGGAGCGGCUGUGCAGACGCCAUGGAGGUAGUGCUGAUCUUUCUGUGCAGCCUGCUGGCUCCCACAGUCCUGGCCAGUGCAGCUGAGCAGGAGAAAGAAAAGGACCCUUUUCAUUAUGACUACCAGACCCUGAGGAUCGGAGGAUUGGUGUUUGCUGUGGUCCUCUUCUCAGUUGGGAUCCUUCUUAUCCUAAGUCGCAGAUGCAAGUGCAGUUUCAAUCAGAAGCCCCGGGCUCCAGGGGACGAGGAAGCCCAGGUGGAGAACCUCAUCACUGCAAAUGCAGCGGAGCCCCAGAAAGCAGAGAACUGAGGAGCAGCCUCCCGAGGGAAGCCUCGGGAACCUGAAGGCAGCUGCUCCAACCUUCAGAUGCAGAUGGCGAUGCUUCAGAAAGCAGCCACCCCCACAACAGACCCUUCCCCAGGAGAAGCCAAGAACUUGUGUGUGUCCCUUGUGCCCUUCCUGUGCCCACUAACCCCGGUCCUCUACAUCAUGAUGCAACUAACCCUGGCUUCCCCACCUGCAGCCUGUGGUCCCCACCUAGUGUGUGUGUGUGUGUGUGUGCGCACGUGUCUUGUCGACUUGAUCUUCGUGGCUACUUGUUGGUGGCUGGUAUCAUAUUCGUGAUCUGUAGACUCGCUUUCCCCAGUAGGGGCUGAGCCAUUGCCAUCGGCUCCUCCCUGCCUCCCCGUGGCUCUGCAUCCUCUCCUGCUUCCUGGAGUUUGCUUUUCCCCUGGGAGCCCAAUCCCUCCUCCUGAUUUAGGGAUGAGGGUAGAGUAGGUGCCUGGGCAGGAGUCCCCAGCUCCCAACUCUCCUGGGCUGGAGAAGUUUUCUAUCAUUGCUCCUCACCCACUCUUCAGUCCUUUCGCGAGAACCUCACUCCCAUAUUCCACCCUGACCCGAGUGCCUGGAAGGCCUCUUAGCUAUUGGAGGUGGGAAGAAGUUGCUGGUGAGCCAAGGUUGCUGUCAGGCGGCCUCCGCCCUUCCAUGGCCUCUUUCCUCUUGGGUCCUGCACCAUGGAGCCCCAUCUGCCUGCCCCUUUGCAGAGUACCCAGGGAUUCCAGGCCCAGGGCUUCUAUUCCAUCCCUGGGGAAUGUGCCCCUUGCAUAUCUUCUCAGCAAUAACCCAGGGGCUCUGGAACCUCUCACUCUGUCCCAUCUAACCUGUUUCUCAGAUUUCAGUCUGGGCUCAGACUCUCAUCCUGGAGUUGGGUCACUGGCAGGUGACAGCUGAGGGAGGCCUGUUCUGCUGGGGCCAGCUUGUGGAGAUGGGAUGGACAACGGGGAGAGUGGGAGGUCUUUGCUUCUCUGCCCAGGUCCCCUUGUCUGGGGAGCAGGGGCAGCUCCUUUGUCCUUCCUCUGCCUGUUGACUGGAGUGUGAGUGUUGGAGUGAUGUGUGAGGCCACAGCUGUGUUGCAGGUUGGAGACGCAGCAGGGCUCCACGAAGCCCUGCUGGAGAGCCAUGGCAAGAAGUUGAAGGUCAUAAGAGUGGAACUCGGCCAGACCCUGCCCCACCCAUCCAUUGCAUUUGUGGAAACUAACCAAACCUUGAUGCGUGACCAGGACUGCUGUUCUCUGUCUUGUGAUCUGUCCUCUCAACAGAAAGAGAUAAAUAAAACACAUCGUUGUUUCCUAGUG
This is a messenger RNA of Marmota flaviventris (yellow-bellied marmot), 1686 nucleotides long. It is a transcript of the gene Fxyd6, whose product is annotated as FXYD domain containing ion transport regulator 6. Gene Ontology annotation, molecular function: sodium channel regulator activity. Gene Ontology annotation, biological process: regulation of sodium ion transmembrane transporter activity. The record is from RefSeq and is a predicted model, not a curated record. Gene Ontology annotation, cellular component: membrane. NCBI's taxonomy places the organism in Eukaryota, Metazoa, Chordata, Mammalia, Rodentia, Sciuridae.